AUCAUGCAUGUGCCACAAGAGGCUUGAGAAGCAUCCCUAUAGCAACGGAAAACACAUAGGCACUUCAGAGCAACCUCAAAGAGGAGAUGUGACCUGGGCCAGCGCACAUCCACAACAGCAGCUACAGCACUGGAGCACUUUUGAAGGUCUCCACAGGUAAAAGCAAGCUGAAACAGGCUAGUGAGAGCAGCAUGUCGUGGUUCAGCUGGAACGAGCCAUACUAUCGGAGCGGCAGACGUGAGCCGUCUGAAGUGGUCUCCGACACACUGAUGCUGGAGCUGAGCUGGCAAAUAAAAGAGGCCGAGAGGCUUCAGCGGGAGCGGGACAAUGAGUACCGGAGGCUGAAGAGCGGUGUGGACUAUAGCUGGCUCAUGAACACCCCGCGCAGCUCCUACGACAUCAGCCCAGGAGAGAGACUUGGCCUGGAGGACCUGUGCAGCAAAGUGCCUCCAUCGCACUGUGGAUCCGUCAUACAGAGGUUUCGUCAGGUGCUGAUGGAGAAUGAACCGGAGGUGCAGGAGGUUUCCGGUCUCUUCCGUUCUGUGCUUGUGGAAAGCCUUGAGCGCGUUCACGAGGAGCAAGAGGCUCAACGUUUGACCCAGCAAUGGAGCAACAGACGCUCUAUAAGCCUAUCGCUGAUGAGCUUCAGGUCAAGAGUGCGGAUCAACCCUUUCGGCAGCACAUUGGGACUGAAAUCAAACAGCUAUGGCUCAGAGGAAGACGGGGUAGAUGUCAAGACUGUGUGUGAGGAUGUGGAGAAGGGUCAGACAGCAGAGAAAACACAACGUGUGUGGAGCAUGCCGGAGUUUAGACACAAGGGAAUCAACGGGAAAGCUUAAGUGUCUAUGAGUAUGUGGGAUUCAGUCAGAUCUGAUCUGGUCAGCGGCUAUCUGAUAUUCCCAGCAUCGUUUUUUAGUUUAUAUCUUGAGGUGUGUGUAUGUGUGUGGAGGUAUGCUUAUGUUGGGAAAUAACAAGCUCAUUAAGCAAAAGCAUUGCAAUGUAAAUCUGCUACAAGGACUAUGGAUUAAACACUCAUAGCUUUUUGCAUGUGCAAAGGUAGGACACCAGAUAUACUAUAUUGUCAAAAGUUUUGGGACAUCUGUCUUUACAUGCACAUGAAUUUUAAUGACAUCCUAAUCUGAAUACGUAAGGUUUAUUGUGGAGUUGAUUUGCCAUUUAAAGAUAUAAUAGCUUCAACUUUCCCGCUUUCCACAAAGUUUUGGAAUGUGUGUUCAGUUGGGUUAAGGUCAGGACUAGUCAAACUUUUCCACACCAAACUUGGUCAUCCACGUCUUUAUGGACCUUAUUUAGCAACAUUUUGCAUCAUUCUAAAAACAUAGUCCUAUAUAAAUUUCUGGAGAUCACCAGAAGUAUGUAUGGCUGCAUUUUAUUUUUAAAAUGAACACUAUGGGAUUGGUAUGACAUCAUUGCUUUUUGCGCUUACCCGCUGACUGCUAACCUCCAAAUGGAUGGCUUUCCCGUUGUUACCAGUCAGCUCACCAUGGUUCCAGAAAGCAGGUAAGACAAAAACAGAAGCCAAAAAA
Molecule: messenger RNA, 1544 nt
Organism: Danio rerio (zebrafish)
Lineage: Eukaryota; Metazoa; Chordata; Actinopteri; Cypriniformes; Danionidae
Gene: rd3
Product: retinal degeneration 3, GUCY2D regulator
Source: RefSeq, marked provisional